AUGAGUGAUAUUGUUUGUCCGAGUAAAGAAGCGUACGACAGUGUCUUGCGUGAGAGUUAUAAGCUCUGGUCAUCAUAUCUCGAUGCAGACGAUUCCGAACCCCUUCCAUUUCAUUGCAUCGAGCUCAAAAACAUUCUUUCGCAAACACCAAGCUUCCUCGCGCACGGCAUACGCCCCGCUAACAAAUGCCUUUCCUUUGAGUGUGUUGAGAAAGGCACACCACCAGGACCAUAUGCUCUUUUCGUGAAAGGCAAGUCAAAGUGGGAGACAUCGACGGGAGUUUGCGAUUUGGAGCCAAAGAUCACACCUCACCAACUCCUGCUGGCAACUCAAACCCCUCUAAAAGUCGAAUUUGCCGAUCACACUCCUUUCACGGAAUGGCCGAACGUCCAGGGCCUAUAUGGCCACGACGAAGGCAAUUAUCUCACGGUUUUGCUGCUGGCAUGGGCCUAUAUACUGUCUGUUCGGUGGGCUGAGCUCCUGGAUCGCUCUCCAGAUCGUCGUUGUACGGUCGAGUAUCGAAUGCACGGGAUGGUUGAAAAAUCGCAUGGGAAAUACGAUGUGGAGGUCCCGAUCGGUGAUGAUAUUGAAGAAGGUGAAGCUCGUUGGUGGCAGGCUAUUUUGCUUGGCGAUAAGGGCUGGAAGAUAACUACAGAUUAUAAGGACAAGACCUAUAUAUCACCAUGGUCUGUAUCGAUCCUAAAUGGAACUCUCAGCCACGCAAGACCAAUUUUGUUUAAUAAUAAUUAUGCACCACCCUCAUCGGAAACUGCUCUCAAAUACCUGGCGAGGUUCUGUGCGUAUCACCGACUGUAUGGCCAGUGUUCGGCUGCUCUGGCUGCGACACUCUACAUUCCCUUACUCGGUGGUAGGUUAGCUACGCUACCAGUACCGAAGCCAGCCACCAUAUCUACCACGCAGAUUCAACAUCCAGCGACUUUUGUCCCUCCCCGUACCGGACCUUCACAUAUGGAACUCGUCGCUGAAUAUGGCAGGUUGCUUACUGGCUACAUGACAUUGAGCUCUGACGUCUGGGGUAUGCGAUCUUUGUUGUGCAGCACUUUUUUCAAUGCCGAUAUUGAAUGCAAUUUGGUCAGUGCCUGGCUCAAUCCCGCAUUCGCCGUGAUUGAUCCGAUUUUAAGAAAUGGAGACAUGCAUAAGCUUGCCGCCCUUCUUGGCAGGCGACAGCCCCGGUUAGCAACGCUUUGGCUUGGUGCAAUUAUUAUGGGGAUAGUGAAGUCUGAGUUGCAAGAUGUUAAAAACGGACUGACAGCCCUCGAUCUCCACGCAGCUGCGUGGACUGGAACUAGACAGUCAUUCAUAACCUCGAACCCUGGGGCGAGUGAUGGACAGAUGAUCCGCCGUGAGGAUGAAUGCCGACUGCUAUUCAUCGCUUCUAGCAAUGAACAUGCUCGCGCUCCCACGACCCCGUGGAAACCCUUUGGCAAAUCUCGCCUCUGCGAAACCGAGCUGGAAGUCCAGAAACAUGCACUAUGCAAUUGCCAUUGUUUCAGGUACAAAGCUUGGUACUGGUGUCUCACCAACGGCGAAGAGCUACAAGAUCUCGGACUUGGCCAGGCUAUGUCAGAUGAAACGCAAUUAAAUAUCGAGAAUGCUUGUGGAUCUCCAACUAUACAGUAUUGUUAUUCCUCUUCACAAUCCUUAUCCGAAGGAGCAACUCGUGGAAUAUUCGAAUGGUUAAGGAUGACGGGGUAUCCGGCACGUGAGAAGACACUAUAUCAACAUCCCUGGAUUGACAUUGAAAGCUCUGAUGAGGAGGAUCUUGACAGCACUGCAUCCGACCGUGAACAAUUUGCAGAUUCCAGCACGAAAUCUAUCCAAAACUGGAUUGAGGCCAUUGACACUGCACCUGAAUGA
Aspergillus viridinutans is the source of this 1878-nucleotide messenger RNA. RefSeq lists its product as uncharacterized. Lineage: Eukaryota; Fungi; Ascomycota; Eurotiomycetes; Eurotiales; Aspergillaceae. The record is from RefSeq and is a predicted model, not a curated record. The coding region runs from base 1 to 1878 and encodes 625 amino acids. The transcript has a single exon.